UCUGCGCCGGCCUUGCGGCCAUUUUGAGCUUCGUUUCAAGCCGCGCCCGCCGCCUCCUUAUCCCUUCCGGUGUCGCGCUGUGUGGGGCUUUUUUUAGCCGGCCGUCUCUUGGAAGAGUCAUCGUCGCCGCCGCCGUCGCCGCCGCCGUGGGAGCCCUCCUACCUAUGCUGUCGAGGCCUUGCGCGCACUAGGACGCUUCGUCCCCGCCAGGAUGGCCGCCGUCCCCGCCGCCUCCUGCGCUGGCCGCCUGGCUCUGAGCUCUGCCUCUCGUGGCCGAGGCCGCCGCCCUCUGUGGCCCCUCUGCAGGCGCGGGGCUCGGCCUGGACCACCCACUCCGCCUCGGGGCGGGGCCGGGCCUGUGUAGACCUCUUCGGAUCCCGACUCGCGUCGAUCUCCAGCCGCUCAGCUGCCCGAGAGAGUGCCGAGAAGAUGGAGGUGGAGCGGGGGCCGCGGCCCGGGCCUCGGGCGCGCGCCUGGUUCCGGCUGCCCUCCUUCCUCCCGUGGCGGCCGCAGCCGGCGCCGUCCGAGUUCCCGACGCCCGCGCCCGAGGGCUGCGCGGACCGCACGCCGCCCCCCGCCGCCCGGCCCGAGGCGCGGCCCGGCACCUGGGCCAAGCUGCUUGCCCAGCUGCUCGCGCCCCUGCCCAGCCUGCUUCACAGACUGCUGCUUUGGAGCCAGCUUUUCGGGGCUCUGAUCCCGACCCGGUGGCUGGGGUUGGCCGGCGGCUACAGCGCCCUGAGAACCUGGAGGGGGCGAGAGGAGCCGGCCGCCCCCUCGGCGCAGAAGCCCUUGGACCCCUCGGAGCGCGCGGUCGCCAGCGCCCUGGACUGGCUGGAGGAGGGGCUCCACUGGCGGUGCUCCUCUGCCCUGGACUUGGACCUCAAGGCCAAGGGCGGUGCGUUGGACCCCGGCGCGCACGCCUUGCUCCUGGAGCAGCGGCUGUGGGGCGUCGAGCUGCUGCCCAGCGGGCUCCAGGCCCGUCUGUUCGCUGACCGGCAUCUUGGCUCUUCGCCCUGCGGGCCGCUGAACGUGGAGCGCUUGGGCAAUAUCAGCGUGGUCUCCUACGUGGUGAGCCCCUCUUACCUGGACUGCCCGCCCCGGCUAGAGGUCGGCUGGCGGGGCAGCGGCGGAGCUGGCGGGCUGGUGGAUUUGCAGACCCUGGCCUCAGAGAGCGGCUGCCUUCCGGAGGACCCGGGCCUGCCCCAGCCGCUGAGUGCGGAGCCCUCCGCAGCCCCGUGGCAGGGGUGUCCACCCCCGUCCACGGAAGGCCUGCCCGAGAUCCACCAUCUUCGCAUGAAGCGGCUGGAGUUCCUGCAGCAGGCUGGCAAGGGGCAGGAGCUGCCCACCCCCGACCAAGACCACGGCUACCACAGCCUGGAGGAGGAGCACAGCCUUCUGCGGCUGGACCAGAAGCCCCGCAGAGAGGACGCUGCCCACUCUGGCCCCGCUGCCGGGGGAUCCGACCCUGGGCCCUCCCAGGAACCCACCGAGGGAAAAGCAGAAUUGCUGACUGAAGGGGACGCGGCGGCUCCGGGCAGCUGGCCCGCUCGGGCGGUGCCUGGGGAGGCCCACACGGGCGCCGCCGACUCCUCGGACGGAGAGGAGCUGCCCCCCUCUGCCAGGCCGGCUUGUAGUAACAAACUGAUAGAUUACAUUUUGGGAGGUUCCUCCAGCGACCUGGAGACGAGUUCUGACUCGGAGGGUGAGGACUGGGACGAGGAGGCCGAGGACGAUGGCUUUGACAGUGACAGCUCGCUGUCGGACUCGGACCCCGAGCCGGACCCGGAGGGGCUUCACCUCUGGAACUCCUUCUCCAGCGUAGAUCCCUACAGCCUGCAGAACUUCACGGCCGCGAUUCAGACUGCCGCCAGGGCGGCCCCCGCGGCCCCUUCGGACUCCGAGCCGGAUCCGGCUGACCAGUCGGAUCGGGCGAGUUCGCCCCAGCUGGGAGGCCCCCCCGGGACCCCCGACUGGCACUCUGGGGAGGAGGAGGAGGAGGACUGGGGCUCGAGUGCAGAUGAGGCCGAGAGCCUCAAACUCUGGAACUCCUUCUGUCAUUCCGAUGACCCCUACAACCUGCUUAAUUUUAGGGCUCCCUUCCAGACGUCAGGGAAACAGGGGAAGGGCUGUCAGGACUUGAAGAGCCCGCCUGAGUCCAUGGUGGCCAUCGCUGAGGGUCGCGCCUUGCUUUCUUGUGGGGUGCGACAGGCAGGGAGCCCAGGAAGUGAAUGUCCAGGCUGGGGACAGCGCGGGAGUCUUUCUGGAGAAAGGCACGCACACAGCAAAAGGAAAAAGGUGACCUUCCUGGAAGAAGUUACUGAGUAUUACAUAAGUGGUGAUGAGGAUCGCAAAGGACCAUGGGAAGAAUUUGCAAGGGAUGGAUGCAGAUUCCAGAAACGAAUCCAAGAAACAGAAGAUGCUAUUGGCUAUUGCCUGACGUUGGAGCACAGACAGCGAGUCUUUAACAGGCUCCAGGAAACAUGCUUCGAAAGACUUUACGUUUCUGGGCAGUGCUGAGAUGAGCUGACAGCCUGGAGCCCUAACAUUCUCUACCUCUUACUCCAGAGGUUCUUUAAAACAAACAUUGGCAGCUGUCCUUCGACAUUCUUUAGAGGAUAUGUAAUUUGGAUCCAAUGAUCUAGUUUAAUUGUUAUUUUUUGCAGCAAAUCCCAUCAGACACCCAGGUUUGAAGCCAGCCCCAAUAAUAAAGGAAGUACAGUUUUUAAUCCGCCCUCUCCUUUGCUUGCUUGAAGUACAAAGGGGACCUUUUGCGUUACAAUUUUGCACUUUCAGAACUUAUUUCCAAGGGAAAUAAUAUUUAUAGGGCUUAAAGCCCAUUUUUGGUUCUAAUUUAAAUUACAUAUACCUGUCUAAGAACUUUGAGCUUGCUGUUAUUUUGGUUUUGUUUGUUUUUUUCCCCAACAUUCUGAAAUUACGGACUUUUUACGUGUGGUUUUUCUUUUCUUUUUCUUUUUCUUUUUUUUUUUUGUAUCUUUUGAAAAUUUCAGUGAUGUGGCCUGUGUAUAUUAAGGCUAAAAUAAUCUUGUGUAUGUUAUCAGCUUAAAGGACAUGAUCUUGUAUCACUUCUGUUUUUCUUUAAAAUUGGCUUUGGUUCAAAGUGGGCAGUGUCUUUGUCUCUGCGUUAAGCCCAGCCCUGCAGACCCCUCUGCUCUGGAAGCUGUCGCUUCCCGCCGGAUUGUGAGCACUGACUGGCUCUCGCAGACCCUGAGAGGGAGCGCCGCGGUACUCUAGGUUUCAGGUUGAAUGUGGCUCCUUGUAUCUUUCAGCAGGUAGCAGUUGUACAGCCUCUUCAGAGUGGCAACUGUCGUAGGCAUUGAUUUUCUAGAUGUUGCAACCUAGCAUCUUCCCGGGAAGCAGGGAGGCGGCAUCUCCGUGUAAUCUGGUUUUGUUGUCUGCGCUCCGCAGGGACCCAGUGUUAGUAGUCUCGUGCCUCAGCACUGUCACUUUUAGAACCUGUCAGGUGACACUAAACUUGGAAAUGGGCAGUUCUGAAUUUUCACAUUCGAAAUGUAAAAUAGAAACUUCGUCAGUAUCCAGGUGUAUUGUGUUCUGCUACGUUAAUAAAGAAAAAUAAUGGCCAGGCCUGUACUUCCUGAGAUAGGGAUUUACCACCUAGAAAGGCCUGGCACCUCUAGCCCAGGGCUGCUUCUGGGCCAGAGUGUUUGUGGGGUGCCUGCUCCGCACAGUUAGUGCUACACGGCAGGCCCGUCCGACAGGGAGCAUUGGCUACGGCUGUAAGGGGCUGCUUCUGCUCUGUCUCUACCAGGGAUACCGGAAAACAUGAGCAGAAUAGGUGAGCUCUUCAUCUCGAACUUAGGUGGGGGUGAAGUUUGCCUCUGGUGCUUGCGGGGUUCCUACCUCAGUUUGUAAUCUACCUGGUCUUAGUUAUUUGUCUGGUUCACCCUGAAGACUGCCUCCGGUGCUCGUGUGUGGAUUCACGUGGACGCACACUGAGAGUGCAAGCCGCUCAUGGUUGGAAUCUACAGGGCCUGCGGCCGUAGCGUGUGAGCAGGCCGGAGUCAAGUCCAGCCGCAGCCCCUGGAAGGCAGCAGCCUUUGGCACCGUGUGGACACUCCUGUAAAACCAGGCUGAAGCAUGCUGUUUCAUUUCGGGGUGCAGGUUUUGUUUUUGCGUUUAUGAAGUGUGGCACCUCUGCACGUUUGAAGGUGAUGGGACAUCUUCCCUGGGGACGGCAGCCUCGCAGCCCAGUGAGUGCAGGCGUUACUCAGCGUCCUCGCGUAGCCCUCCCGUGGAAGCGAGCAGACGGUGAUGAGAAAGACCAUCUGAAAAUUAGGCUGAAGCAGAAAGAAUUCUCGUCAGUUCCAUCCCAGUCUUGUUUGUGUGGGAACACUAGAAGGAAAUCCUGGGGGUCCUAACCACACCUUUCACGUUUCAAGUCUUGUACUGGUGCUCUAAGUGUCACUGUAGCGUGUGAAAGGCUGUGUCCAGACAGAACGUCCACUUGUGAGUGCUGAGGUGUGAGAACACCUCUCUUCAUCUCUAACUUGAAAUCAAACUAUCAGAUUUUAUUUUUUUAUAAUUUAAGGAGGGUGAAGCUCGGCAUUGAGAAGACUUCUAAAUCGGCUUCUUCAGAUGCAGCAAUUUACAUGUAACCAGUUGGGAUUUUGUAGCUAAAGUUCUAUUUGUGUAUGUAACUUAACUAAUCUGUAAAUGGUAAUAAAUAUAUUUGCAAUUAAGUGUUA
This is a messenger RNA of Oryctolagus cuniculus (rabbit), 4724 nucleotides long. It is a transcript of the gene PPP1R15B, whose product is annotated as protein phosphatase 1 regulatory subunit 15B. Gene Ontology annotation, molecular function: protein phosphatase regulator activity. NCBI's taxonomy places the organism in Eukaryota, Metazoa, Chordata, Mammalia, Lagomorpha, Leporidae. Gene Ontology annotation, biological process: response to endoplasmic reticulum stress. The record is from RefSeq and is a predicted model, not a curated record. Gene Ontology annotation, cellular component: endoplasmic reticulum; protein phosphatase type 1 complex.